Messenger RNA from Suillus fuscotomentosus, 759 nucleotides. RefSeq lists its product as uncharacterized. The coding region runs from base 1 to 759 and encodes 252 amino acids. Lineage: Eukaryota; Fungi; Basidiomycota; Agaricomycetes; Boletales; Suillaceae. The transcript is spliced from 2 exons. The record is from RefSeq and is a predicted model, not a curated record.
AUGAUCGAGACGCACGAGGCACUUGUUGCGGACGUGACGAAAUCAAAUUCUUCUUUGGAGGCCCUGACUCGCUCCAAGGGUCUGGCUGAAAAGGACCGCGACUUUUUCCGUGAUCAAUACACACAGGCUUCUAGUUUCGUGAACAUCACCAGAACAGAGAAUGUUGAGUUGGAGCAGAAGGCUAAGAUUGCAGAAGGUCAGGCACGCGACGGAGUUACUCUGAUCAAACACAUGUUCGAGAGUCAGAUAAAGGCGCUGAAAGAAGACGUCGAUCGAUGGAGGGGUGUUUCCGCCCUUCUUCAGGAGAAAGAUCGGCGAACAGAUGAUCUUGUCAGACGGCGUGCUGCCGAACACCCUGAGCUUGUAGAACGAUGCCGGCAACUGGAAUGUCAAGUUGGCUCCUUGCGUGCUGACCUCAUCGAGCUUGGACGUAAUCAUCAAAAGUCUUCCGUGGAGCACGACAAGAUUCAAGAUCUGAAACUCUCCGAAGCGCGAGAGCACGAUCAGAUGCCCAAUUUCCAUUUGAUGAAACUGUCAUACACCGAGCUUGAACCAGGUGAAAUUGUAGAGCUGAAUGGUCUGUCGGAUCCAGACACCAGCUCCCUGAGCCAGGUGGACGCUUUAGGAGUUGACGUUAGCCCGGGGGAAGCCGACGAGGACGAGUGUGGGCUGUAUCCCUGCAAAUGGAAAAUUGGCGCCGACAUAAUCGGCCAAUGCCAGCAGUCCUUUGACUGCAGAGAGGUGGGUUCAGUUCUCUAA